Messenger RNA from Paramormyrops kingsleyae, 1987 nucleotides. It is a transcript of the gene etv1, whose product is annotated as ETS variant transcription factor 1. Gene Ontology annotation, biological process: regulation of transcription by RNA polymerase II; cell differentiation. Lineage: Eukaryota; Metazoa; Chordata; Actinopteri; Osteoglossiformes; Mormyridae. Gene Ontology annotation, cellular component: nucleus. Gene Ontology annotation, molecular function: sequence-specific DNA binding; DNA-binding transcription factor activity, RNA polymerase II-specific. The record is from RefSeq and is a predicted model, not a curated record.
AGCAGGGCACCGUCAGUCUGGGCUGGAGGCCCCGGGAGGAGAAACCCAUGCAGAAGCGCUGAGCGGAGCUCCGGCGCCGGGCUUUGAGCUCCGGGGUGCAGCGAGCGGCUCCGACCCACCUACCCUCCAACUUCAUUCUGCGGGAAGCUUUAAGGGUGAAUGCGGCUCAUGUUUUUUUAGGGCGAUCGGACGGCAGACUCAGCGGAGAUCGACUGUAGUUGCUUGUCAGAUAAACUGUAACGUUAGAGUUGCAGAAUGGAUGGAUUUUGCGACCAACAAGUGCCUUACGUGACUACCAAUAAGCCACAAGGGAAGAAAUGUAAUGAGAGAACGGCAAAUGACAGAAAAAGAAAAUUCAUUAACUCUGACCUGGCUCUAGACACUGAAGAACUCUUUCAGGACCUCAGUCAGCUGCAGGAGACCUGGCUUGCUGAAGCUCAAGUCCCUGACAAUGAUGAGCAAUUUGUUCCAGACUUCCAGACCGAAAACUUAGUGGCUUUCCACGGACUGCAGCUGAAGAUCAAGCGGGAGUCGCAGAGUCCCUGCCUGGAGCUGAGCCACGCCUGCAGUCAGGACCGACCCUUUAAGCUGAGCUAUGGGGAGAAGUGCCUGUUCAACAUCAGUGCCUAUGAGCCGAAGCCUAGUGCAGGAAUGAAGCCCUCCAGCCCAGCGACCCCCUGCAGCACCCCCGUGUCCCCACUCCAGCAUGCCUCCCCAAACACCGCACCCACCCCCAAACCUGAUCGGACGUAUCCCCACCUGCCUCCCUCACAGCCCCUCCCAGAUACAACCUUCACCAUGGACCACAGGUUUCGACGGCAGCUGUCCGAGCCGUGCCACUCGUUCCCCACGCCGCCCUCUGCGUCCCAGGACGGACGCCCGCUGUACCACAGGCAGAUGUCGGAACCGAACAUCCCGUUCCCCCCGCAGGGGUUCAAACAAGAAUAUCCAGACCCCCUGUUUGAGCAUCCCGCCAUGAUGGGGGCACCUGUGGGCCAGAGCUACCCCCACUCCAUGAUGAUCAAACAGGAACCUCGGGACUUCACCUACGACACAGAAGUGCCUAGCUGUCAUUCUGUAUACAUGAGACAAGAAGGUUACCUGGCUCACACCAACAGGACCGAUGGUUGCAUGUUCGACAAAGUUGCCAGGCAUUUCUACGAUGACACCUGCGUCGUUCCGGAAAAGCACGAAGGUGACAUUAAACAGGAGUCUGGCCUGUACCGCGAAGGGCCCACGUACCAGCGCAGAGGGUCACUCCAGCUCUGGCAGUUCCUCGUCGCCCUCCUGGACGACCCGUCCAACUCGCACUUCAUCGCCUGGACCGGGCGAGGCAUGGAGUUCAAGCUCAUCGAGCCAGAAGAGGUUGCUCGCCGAUGGGGAAUUCAGAAAAAUCGACCAGCUAUGAACUACGAUAAACUGAGCCGGUCGUUGCGUUAUUAUUACGAGAAGGGGAUCAUGCAAAAGGUGGCGGGGGAGAGAUAUGUCUACAAGUUCGUCUGUGACCCGGAGGCCCUGUUCUCUAUGGCAUUCCCCGACAAUCAGCGUCCCGUGCUGAAGACUGACAUUGAGCGGCAAAUCAACGAGGAGGACACAGUCCCUCUGUCGCACUUUGACGAGAGCAUGGCUUACGUGCAAGAAGGGGGCUAUUGCAACCCCCACCCAUACAGUGAAGGCUACGUCUAUUAACGUCUGCCGACUUGGACCAUUCCGGUACUGUGUUUGUGGGGGACGUAGAAUUUUUUCGUUGCUCCUUCUGACCCCAUUUCUUCUCACAUCGCCACUGUUAUCCCAGGACGGAGAGUGCACUUUAACAACAAGGACUGACAGUGUAAGCUACCAGGCCAAGUUCAUAUCAUUGAUCGUGUUUAUAAAAGGGUAUUUGUAUAGGUCUGCCAUAUUCCUUAAAAAAACAAAAAAAAACAAAAACAAAAAAACAAAACAAAAAAGAAUGUUCAGAGAAAGUGUGAAAAAACUUUGAUUGUUA